AUGGAGGAUCGGGAGGAGUGGGAGGUGGUUGAGCCAGAUCCGGAAGCUACGGCGCCAACUACGGCGGAGAAGGUGAAGCUAGACGCGAAGAACAAGAAGGUGAAGGCACAUCUCCUUCAGUGCAUCCCGGACGACAUCCUGAUGCAAGUAGCCAAGAAGAAGACAGGGAAGGGGGUGUGGGACUCGUUGAAGGCUAGAUUUGUCGGUGCGGAGCGGCUUGGGGGGAGUUUGGAUGAUGCGGCGCUGGUGAAGAAAUUGUUCGAUAUCGUGCUCGAUCACUACCUCACGGUCGUGGCAGGAAUCGAGCAAUUCUAUGACUUGAAGACCAUUGCAUUCGAUGAGGCUGUGGGACGUCUGAAGGCGUUCGAGGAGCGCAUGGCGCGGAGAGGCGGCGGCGCCAGAACCCCAACUGGGCAGGUGAUGCUCACCCAGGCUGAGUGGGAGGCCAGGCAGAGAUCUGCUGGUGGUGACUCGUCUAGGAAAGGGAAGAGAGGAGAUGGAGGCAGCCGAGGUCGGGGGCGUGGCCAUGGCGGCGCGGGAAGCGGCCGUGGCGGUGAUCCAACUGGUGAUGUUUGGUACUUAGACAAUGGUGCAAGCAACCAUAUGUCUGGUGAUCGUCAGAAGUUCAGAGAUCUGAAUUUGGCCAUCAAUGGUAAGGUUCGUUUUAGUGAUGAUUCAACUGUUGAUAUCUUUGGUAGAGGUACAAUUGUAUUCCAAGGAAAAGGAGGUGAUCAUGGGGUAUUGUCAGAUGUUUAUUAUAUUCCUAAGCUUAGGAGUAACCUUGUUAGUUUGGGUCAACUGACAGAGUCUGGGCAUAGGAUUCUACUUGAUGAUGAUUUGCUUGAAGUAGUUGAUAAACAUUCUGACAGACUCAAUAUGAAAGUACCUAGAGCUGGCAAUAGAUUGUAUAAGAUUGAGUUGAGCAUUACAGUUCCAAAGUGUUUGAUGGCUAGUAUUGAUAGUCAAGCUUGGCUUUGGCAUGGAAGACUGGGUCAUGUGAAUUUUAGGUCUCUGAAACAAUUGGUGGGGAAAGGUAUGGCUACUGGGAUCCCUGACAUCAGUCACCCAGAGCAGGUGUGCAGUGACUGCUUAGCAGCUAAGAAGACUAGAGCAACCUUUCCUAGAGCUACUCAUUGGCAUGCUGAUGAGAAACUUAAAUUGGUCCAUGUUGAUCUUUGUGGCCCAAUUACACCAGAGACAGCUGGAGGAAAUAAAUAUUUCAUAUUGUUGGUAGAUGAUCACUCUAGAUGGAUGGAGGUGCACAUGCUGAAGAGUAAGGAUCAGGCCCUUAUUGCAUUUGUCAAGUACAAAGCACAAGUUGAGAAUGAAUCUGGUUGUAAGAUUAAGACACUGAGGUCUGAUAGAGGAGGGGAGUUUUUGAAUGCAGAAAAUUAUGGUGGAGGGGAAACUGUGGAUGAGCAGAGAUGGCAGGAACAGACAGCACAAGUUAAUGUACAAAAUGCUGGUCUGAAUGAACCAAAUCUGUUUCAGUGGUCAGGAGAUGCAGAAGUGCAGGCAGAUAUUGCUGAACCUUCACAAGCUGGUUUCUCAACACCUCAACAUGAGCAGACUGAUAAUGAAUUGCUAACACCAACAUCAGCAGAUGAGAGUGGUGCAAUGAGAUUCAGAAACCUGAAUGAGGUCUAUGAUGAGACAUCUGAGGUUGAGUUGAUGGAUUCAGAUGUGGAAGCACUACUAGUUGAAACUGAUUCUACCCUAACAAAGACCUCCGCGCUCACCAUGUACGUCGCCGGCGUCGUCAAGGACUGGCUGCUCAUCGCCUUCUCGUGGACGGUCAUCAAGGACACCGUAACUCCUGUCAACCUCGUCGGCUACGGCAUCGCCUUCCUUAGCGUCGCAUACUACAACCACGCCAAGCUGGAGGCGCUCAAGGCCAAGGAGGCCGAGAGGAAGGCGGCGGCCACAGCGGUGGCCAAGUCGGACGAUGACGCGGAGGCAGGCGCGCGGCUGCUGCCACCGGGCAACAAGGACGGCGCCGGCGACAGUGGUGACCACAAAAACUGA
Messenger RNA from Miscanthus lutarioriparius, 2025 nucleotides. The record is from the annotation of a GenBank genome assembly. Lineage: Eukaryota; Viridiplantae; Streptophyta; Magnoliopsida; Poales; Poaceae.